Messenger RNA from Plasmodium malariae, 834 nucleotides. RefSeq names its product fam-l protein. The record is from RefSeq and is a predicted model, not a curated record. The coding region runs from base 1 to 834 and encodes 277 amino acids. NCBI's taxonomy places the organism in Eukaryota, Apicomplexa, Aconoidasida, Haemosporida, Plasmodiidae. The transcript has 2 exons.
AUGGAGGAAAAAAUUAAGUCACUGUCAUUUAAUAAAAUUGUUACUUUUAUUCUUUUAAGUUGGAUAAGUCAUUUUGUAAUUUAUAUGAGUAAAUAUAACAAAUCAUUGUAUAAAUGCUACAAUAGUAGUAGAAUAUUAUAUAUAACAAAUUGUCGUUUACUGGCAAAAUAUAAGGAGGAUAAGAAUCCAAAUAUUGUUUGUUUAAAAGAAGAGUUACCAAAUGGCGUGAACAAUAAAAAGGAUAUAUAUAUAAAUGAAAGCCUGGACGCAAGAAAAAAAAAACAAUCAAAUUGUAGUUCAUCAAGUAAUACAAGAGACCAUAAAGCAGUUAUGAAAAAUAAAUCUUGUAUAUUUGAAACCAACAAAUAUUCCUAUUUGGAAAAAAAAAUAUUCAAAGAACUUGAUUAUGUGCAUUUUCUUAAAAACAAUAAAACAAUAAGUGAUAAGCUUUACAAAAAAAUAAUAGGUAAAAGACGCUCAUUAAAGAUCUCUUUUCCUUUGAUAUUGUUCUUGCUUUUAUUCAUUGCAUUCAUAGUAGAAUGUUUUUCUGGGUAUGGAGCUUCAAAUGGGAUAUAUAUUUUAUUGUUUACGUGCAUUGGUCAGCCGAACAUAAAAACUUUUAGAGAAAGUUGGUUCGGUAAACUUUUAGAAGACAUAUUUAAAACUGUUGUAGAUAAUAAUGGUACAGGAAGAAUAAUUUUUCUUAGAAAUAUAUGUUUUGGUGUAUUAUAUAUGUUACUUUUCAUUAUAUUAGGUACAGUAUUUAUAUCAGUGGUUAUUUAUUACCAUAAAAAAGUUAACAAAUAUAAUAAAAUUAAGUUUAGGAAAAGAUAA